GGUCGGACAGAAUCUCAUUCAACAAUUUGCGCCAUCUCUCCUCACCCGCUUUUCCAAGUCCCUGAUUCUGAUUAAGAUGCUCCAAUUAUAUCUCACUAUACCCCCCUCGGAUGAGAACGGAGACAAUAAUUUAGUUGAUCAGACAAAAUCUCAUCUAAAGGAGCUAGAAUCUGUUUUAUGGUCUUUGAUAUCAUCUGGGCAUCUAUCUGAAGCUCGUCUUUGGCUUUGCAACUCACUGGCAGACAUAAGUUCUGUGACUCCCCUUCAUCAGCAGGAACUAUUUCUGGCCUUGUUAAGGUCAAAGAAAGUCAAACAGCAGCGCCUGGCGGCACAAAUUUUACAAUUAAUUUUUGACAAGCAUCCACACAUAGCUGGACCAAUCAUUUCAAAGAAAAGUUACUUGCUAGAAGAUUUCUUCAAAGGGAACUCAAAGCAUAUACUGCAGUGGUUCUCUAACUUUGGAGGGUCUGUUGGUAUGCAUGGUAAAGGAGCUAAGGCACUUUCCCAAUUCGCCUUUGUGAAUCGUGACAUUUGUUGGGAGGAGCUUGAGUGGAGGGGCAAACAUGGGAAAUCACCAGCCAUGGUUGCCACAAACCCUCAUUACUUUCUUGAUCUUGAUGUUGAGAGAACCGUAGAGAACUUUCUUGAAUAUGUACCUGAAUUCUGGUCAUCUGUUGACUUUUCAGAGUCAUUAAAAGAUGGUGCAAUUUUGUCAAUAGAUAAGAAUUUUUUCAUUGAAAUGUUUCUUGACCUAAUGUAUAAAGACAAUAUGAAGGAUGUAUGGGAAAUUAUUGAUAGUUUUUUGAAGGGAGAGUCUUUUUCAACUCUAUGUCAUCACCUUCUUGUUGCGCUUGAGGAGGAAGAACUAGCUGUUCUCUUAGAUUUGAUCCCCAGAUAUCUUAACCCAUGUGUGGAAACCGUGAAGUGUGAUAAACCAUCUUCUUGGCUUGAGAUGAUGCUUUCGAAGUGCCAUGGCAAUAAUUCCAUCGACCAGCUACUCUUGUUGAAUGCCAUUACAAUUCAAAGCCGUCAACUUUUGUUACUAGUCCGCGAAGAAGCUGGUGAGGAGGAAAAAGAAAAGAUAAAAAAUAUUGCUUCCCAGAUUUGUACACUCGAAAAUAUUGGCUUUGAUACAAUUCUUAAAGAGUGUGCUAAAAGGAAAUCCUUAGAGAUGAUGAAAUUGCUGGGUUUGCAGGCUUGGGCUAUGCAUUAUCAGCUGUUAGAAGCUUAUCAGACCAUUGAUUCUUGGGAAUCCUUGUUUGCUUGUAACAGAAUAGGGUUUCGCAAGUGUGGAAGGUACUCAUUGUUAAAUCAUGAUGAAAUUCUGGCAGAGAGCGAGUCUGAUGGAGAUUUGAGGUCUUCAAGUAGAACUAAACGAAAGAGGAGCAGAACUCAUCAGAAGAAGAAAAAGAGGUGGAAUUUUGACCCCAAAGAGAUAGUAGAUUUUGAGGAGGAUGUGUUCGAUGUUUUGCAAAAUAAAGAUUGUAACUGGUUGCUCUCUACUGAUGGGUAUUCCUUCACUUGGAGCAGUGUAGACCUACCAGGACAUUUGUCGAAUUACUGUUUUUGUACAUGGCUGAAAUUCAUCUUUAGCAAGUGAAGAGAUUUUUACUCUAAUGUUUGCCACAAGAGUGUGUGAUUGGCCAAAGACUCAUCUGGUUACCUGAAACAUCUUUCAUUAUUGACACAAUGUGAUAAAAGUUUGACCUUACUAAAUGGAUCAUAAUAUCAUAUCAUCCAUUGGGUUGCCAUAUCACGGAUUACCACGAAAGGAGUAAUGUUUUGUCCUCACAGUGUUGGCGAAUCAUUCAAACGAAUUUCGAGUACCAAGUUUUGGUGAAUCACAAACUUCAGAGCUCUACUGUCAUGCCUCGUUUGUCCUAGUUCUUCCUCUUACUGAGAUUUGGCUUUUGGAAGGACACAGUGACCUGUUUGUGAUCUUUCAUCUUCACGUAAUUGACAUUGGGUGUUAUUAUGCCGUGUGACAAUGGUAGGAUUUCAGAACCAAAUAUACAACAGACCUGGAUUUUCCUGUUGGCGAUUGUCAUACAUAAAUAUUACCAACUGCAUAUUUUCUAAAAAAAGUUGAAUAAUUAUAGCAAUUUAGAAGCAAUGGUGUGGAAGGGAGGAGACUGCAGCACCCCCGCGUAGUGCGUAAAACAUUAUUGCUAUUGGGUAGAAAACGUGAACUCUUUUUCCAUAGGUGUGUAAUAUUGGGAACAUCAAAAUAUGGCAAGGCGACUUUUCAAGUCAGUUUAGAAUUAUUAUGAUUGUCCUUUUGCUGUAAGUGAAAUAAAAUGCUUUUGGUAGAAGGGGGCUGCAUCCUUGGGUAUUAAGGACACUACCCUUGUAACUAGAAGUUACAAAGGGUUUAGUGGAACAAUGGAUAGAGGAACCAGACUAAUGUCAAUUACUUACUGCAUUUACUUUCCUGUACUUAGGAAUCUAACUCUCAAGAGUGUGGACUCUAUGACUUAACAGAUUUCGCUUAAGAGACUUCGAAGACAAAUUUUCCUUAGCGUGUUUCCAGGCUUCCCGAAUCAGACUUUGACAAAUCUGCUGCGGGACUAAAUGUGCUAGAUUAAGUCCAAAUCCUGUUGACGAACAGAUUCCAUCAAUAAGAAGAUAAUUCCAAGACAGUCUAUUUGUCCAUAUGUUUAACCUGUACCAACAAGUGGUAUUAGAGCCUACUUAUUCUUGUAAUCUUAUGGGUUACUAUCUUACCAAAGAUUCACUUUUUAAUGCUUUUGUUGAUUACCUUUAUACUUGACAUGGAUAACACUUCAGCAAAUAACUUGGGUUACAGUACAGAA
Molecule: messenger RNA, 2813 nt
Organism: Cuscuta epithymum
Lineage: Eukaryota; Viridiplantae; Streptophyta; Magnoliopsida; Solanales; Convolvulaceae
Source: the annotation of a GenBank genome assembly